AUGAAGUUCUACAGUGCUCUUUUGGCUUUUGUUGUAUUGGUCGCCGUUGUUGCUUUCAGUCAGGCUGAGGACAUGAAGUAAGCUUUGAAAAGUUUGAAUUUUAAGCCUUUUAUGAUGAUCUUUUGAUUUUGUUUGACGUCUUGUAAAUAUUUUUUUAUAAAAUUUAAUUUUAAGGACUAUGUGCACAAAUGAUGCCAACAUGUUGGCUUCUGAAUUGAAGCCAAUCGUUGGCAAUACCCAAAAGAGACAAGCCUUCGUAGACAAGUUGAAAGCUAAGGUUCAGCAAGAAGUAAGAAUAUUUUAGCAUUAACGCUUGCUUUAGCCCUAGCCGUAGAAUUAGCCCUUGCCCUAUCCCUAUUCUACACCACCUUUCUUCACUUUACCCUAAUUUUUUAAAUAAAAAUUAAUUUGAUUCUAAAAUUUUAGUGCACUCCCAAAAACUCAUGCAAUGACGCAUGUGCCACGGCCAUAAACGCGUGUUUGGACAAACAAAGAGCCUCCUCUACCGUCAUUUCCAACCCUGCUGGAUGUUGCAGUAGUUGCUAA
Molecule: messenger RNA, 546 nt
Organism: Bursaphelenchus okinawaensis
Lineage: Eukaryota; Metazoa; Nematoda; Chromadorea; Rhabditida; Aphelenchoididae
Source: the annotation of a GenBank genome assembly